Molecule: messenger RNA, 2804 nt
Organism: Pelmatolapia mariae (spotted tilapia)
Lineage: Eukaryota; Metazoa; Chordata; Actinopteri; Cichliformes; Cichlidae
Gene: tut1
Product: terminal uridylyl transferase 1, U6 snRNA-specific
Exons: 10
Coding region: 114-2516 (800 amino acids)
Cellular component (GO): nuclear speck; mitochondrion
Molecular function (GO): poly(A) RNA polymerase activity; RNA binding
Source: RefSeq, a predicted model, not a curated record
CGGAGUCGACGCUGGAGGGAGAUUUGAGAGGCGCGUGGAAGGUUGUUGGCCUCAAGCUUGGCUAGCGACUUUUGUGCUUCCUGCGUUUGUCGUUAUAACUUAUUCUUUACAUCAUGUCAGAGCACAGUGACAUAAAAACAACGCCGAGAGGGUUUCACUGCACCCUGUGCAACGUCAAUUUACCCAACUCGGCAAGUUUGGAUCAGCAUCUGAAAGGGAAGAAGCAUCAGACGCUGAGUGGCGUGCGGGCCACUAGGAAGACCCAGGAAGACCACAGCGUGUACGUUGGUGGCAUCAAUCCUGAUAUCUCCCAAACUGACUUAGCGGAGUAUUUUCAGCAGUUUGGGUCAGUCGCAGAUGUCAUCAUUGACAAAGACAAGGGUGUGUAUGCCAUCGUGCAAUUCAGCGAGACAGACAGCAUCCAAGCAGCUCUGUCCUGUAUUGAGCAUAAGCUGAAAGGCCUGAAGCUGCGCAUCAAACCUCGGGAAAAGAAGAAUUUCAAGUUGAUUCCCAAGAAGAAGAACGAUCCCGAGAACCUCCAACAAGUUCUUGACCGCCUCACACCUGACUUGUGUCAGUUGGUGUCUGUGAACGCCCAGAUGCAGCACGUUGUUGAGCAAUUUCAGCUGGGAGAAAAUGAAAAGAACGCCCGAAGCUUGCUGGUUCAACUCAUGCAGGAGAUUUUUGUAGAGUUUUUCCCAGACAGCCAGAUUCUCCCAUUUGGUUCAUCUGUCAACACGUUUGGCAUCCAUUCAUGUGACCUGGACCUGUUCUUAGACCUAGAAAACACCAAGGUGUUCCAGGCUCAUGCCAAGUCAACCACAGAACAGCCAGGUGAAGGCGUGUCAGACGAUGGGCGGUCUGAGGACUCCAUACUGUCUGAUAUCGACCUGUCCACAGCCACUCCAGCUGAGGUUCUCGACCUCGUGGCGAUGAUCCUGAAACGCUGCGUGCCCAGCGUGCACAAAGUCCACGUGGUCAGCAGCGCUCGUCUCCCCGUAGUCAAAUUCCAUCACCGUGAGCUUAACCUGCAGGGGGACAUCACCAUUAAUAACAGACUAGCAGUAAGAAACACCCGCUUCCUCCAGCUGUGCUCAGGGAUUGAUGAAAGGCUGAGGCCUCUUGUGUACACGAUCCGGUACUGGGCCAAGCAGAAGCAGCUUGCAGGUAAUCCCAGUGGUGCCGGUCCCCUUCUGAACAACUACGCUCUCACGCUGCUGAUCAUCUUCUUCUUGCAAAACUGUGAGCCUCCUGUCCUCCCUACAGUGGAUCAGCUCAAAGACUUGGCCUGUGAGGAGGAAGAGUGUGAGAUUGAAGGCUGGAACUGCACCUUCCCCAGUCAGCCUAUUGCUGUUCCCCCCAGCAAGAACACUCAGCAGCUCUGUACCCUGCUGGCUGGCUUCUUCUCCUUUUAUGCCAAGUUUGAUUUUGCAAGUAAUGUUAUAUCUGUUAGGGAGGGCCGUUCAUUUCCAAUCACAGAUUUCCUCAGUCAGAAUAAAGAGGAUGAUGCUUUGCAAGAGGACCAGUCCACCAAGGCCCAUCAGCAGCGUCCCAAACUUGGCCCCCUAAACCUCUUAGACCCCUUUGAGCUUUCCCACAAUGUAGCGGGAAACCUGAAUGAACGCUGUCAGCGCAGCUUUCAGAGGGAGUGCCAAGAGGCUGAGAAGUACUGCCGCAGCCUGCAGUAUCAGCGAAAAUCCACCAAGGGGAAAUCGUGGGGCCUAGUGCGCUUAUUUAGCCCACAUGGGGAAGCGACACCGUGCAAAACAGAGCAGCUGACCAUCAGUAUCCCGUUCAAGUCGGCCUCGCUCCCAGAACGACUGCGCGACGAACUGCACGCAGCGGGAGACGGUUUCCGGCUGCUGUGGUUUCAGAGAGUUUGCUCUGCUGUAGAGGAAGUACUGAAAAAUGUUCUCAAGUGUCACCUCACUCCCUCUAAAGAUGCCGUAUUUGGCGAGGACUCGUCCAUUUCUGCUGAGGAAAUGGAAACUACACAAGCUUCUGUCAUAUCGUCACUCAGUGACAGCUUUGACGGUGCUGAAGCCCAAAUCGAAGCCAGCCCUCUGGGUACAGUUGUUAUCGGUGGCAAGAGGCGGCUGUCUUCUGGCAGUGAUGCUUCGGUGUCGCCGCAAGGCAAAAAGCCAAGAAUGGCGAGACGAGGAAAGCCUGAGCUCCCGGCGUGGAUGUGCAUGCAAAAACACGUAGUCUGGGCGGGCAGGAGGAAAGUGAAACGGGAGCUGAUCAAAGAUGCUGACUCGAGGCCAGAGGGCAGCUGUGUGGAGCUGGAGUCCCAGGUUACGGCUUUCAUCAUUGAAAAAGAGCCAGAGCUCAAGGAACCCCUGGAGUUUAAUGUUCAGCCCCAGAUGCUGGGAGGAACAGAAAGCACAAGGGCAGUGCUCAAGUUAGAGCCGAGCAGCGACAAGACAGGAGUGUUUCAAGACUUCUUUCAUUUCCUGGAAGCUUUCUUACCCAAGAUGGUAGAGACAUUGAUAGAAAAAGAAGAGGCUAGUGCUUAAAAGGCAAUAUGUUUCCCUAAAUGAAAGAUUUUUUUUGUAUUAGUUAUGAAAAAAAGUUGCAGUAAAUGCUGCGUAAAUGAAUCAUUAAAAAAAGGGACAUACAGCUGUCUAUUAUAUACGUGUUGGCUCUGUCAGAAUGUUUGUAAUGGUUUUCAUUCAUACUGUACGUUUGUACUUCUGAGUUCUUUAAUAUUUCACAUUUGAGGUUCUGAUUAGCCCAUUUUUAAGUUUGACGUGACUUAGUUUUACUGUCUUAUUUUCAAAGUCAUUCUGUUGGUUUAGACAGCU